Messenger RNA from Maniola jurtina (meadow brown), 2567 nucleotides. Its product is annotated as histone-lysine N-methyltransferase PRDM9-like. Gene Ontology annotation, biological process: regulation of transcription by RNA polymerase II. Gene Ontology annotation, cellular component: nucleus. Bases 182 to 2392 code for a protein of 736 amino acids. Gene Ontology annotation, molecular function: RNA polymerase II cis-regulatory region sequence-specific DNA binding; zinc ion binding; DNA-binding transcription factor activity. The transcript has 8 exons. The record is from RefSeq and is a predicted model, not a curated record. NCBI's taxonomy places the organism in Eukaryota, Metazoa, Arthropoda, Insecta, Lepidoptera, Nymphalidae.
GUUGUUGACCUGUUGUUGACAAUUUAAAAAUUCGAUUCGUCAAAAUAUUAAGUGAAGAAUAACACGUGCUUUUUAUAGUGAACACAACCAAAUAAGUAAACCAUUGUAAACUAAUACAAUUCCAUAGUCUCACACGCCCACAAAAGAUUCGUUAUACUUAAUCGAAGCAGAAGUAUUGAAAAUGCGGUGUUGUGUGCCUUUCUGCAAAAAUUCUUCAGACCAUUUUGUGCCCACAACACACGGAGAGGCGAUUAGUUUUCAUGGUUUCCCCAGUGAAGUGCAUCUCCGUGCCGCCUGGCUCAGAGCCCUCGGCAAACAAGGUGGUCGCCUACCAGACUCUGCUGUGGUCUGCUCACAGCAUUUUCUAAAUGACGAUAUUUUUGAAACUGAAAGUGGUGUUAGGCAAAUUAGGACUGGUGCUAUUCCUUCAACAGUGCAGGUUUGCAUGAUAUGCCUAGACACUGACAGCAAGCUGUAUCUAAUGAGUAAACAAAAAUUGGAAAAAACAUAUGAAAAGUUAACUGGAUAUCCUUUGCAUGAUCUUGGAAAUCUACAUCAAACAGUUUGCAUACAAUGUGCUCAGAGAUUGAUAAACUUUAGUAAAUUCAGAGACAAGAGCUUGAGAGCCCGUGCACUGAUGAUGGAUUUAAUUGGAAAACAUGAAUUAAUAACAAAACAGCAUAUAAAAAUGAUAAACCGCACAAAACACCAACUCAAGAGUAAUAUGGUGUUGAAAACCCUAGGACCUGACCACUGUGACUUACACAUACAAGAACACCCCUCGGGAGACAAACAGACAGAAUCAGAGGAAACUGGUUAUAGAGUUGUUGUGAAAACUGAAAAUAGUGAUGACUCUAUGUCAAUUGAUGAAGACAUGGAAGUAAAGAAUGAAUUUGAUUGCAAUAUACAUGAUUUUCUUCAGGUUACGUUAGAGUAUGAAGGUACUUUCUUCCAAUGUACAUUUUGUUUGGAGGAAUUUGUCCAUGAACAUGCAUACAUGCAACAUUUGAGCAUGCAUCUCCAGAACGGUGAUGGUGAUGGUGAAUGUGACACGUCACAAGAAUGCAGGCCUCAUACAGCUGUGAGCUUUUCACACUCUUCACUCAUCACUGAGAACAAGCAGGCAGACCCCAGCCCUUGCGCACGCGCCGCGACGACCUUAGCCGAUCCUCUCCCCGCGAGUCUUGCGAGUAACGAGAUAAAAGAGCCAUCAACUGAAGAAGCCGUUAUGGACGAUAGUUGCCGACACAAAAGACUAACAGAAUGUUUUGUAAAACUAUACGAUAUUUUCUCUAAGAAAGUUGUCCCAAGACGAGACAGAUCACUGACGAAAACACAAAAAGCUGUUAGAUCUUGUGUGAGUCAGAACAUUGCCUCUAAAGAUAUCAGUUAUCAGGCGACAAGUCAGAGUGGAGUCCUUACAACAGAACACUUUGAACCAGUCACCAACAAAGAAAAGGUUUCUGUAUCAAAAACUAUGUACAUUUGUGACUUUUGUCAAAAAACGUUUGAACAAAGAAGACUCCUAGUAACACACAUUCGUGGUCACAUGUUAGUAAACAGAUUUUUUUGCAAGUUAUGUAAGUACAAAUCUAAAUAUAAAAAAGAUUUAGUAAGGCACAUGAGAACUCACACUAGUGAAAAACCAUAUUGUUGCAAGUUGUGCGAGUAUAAAUGUACAAGAAAUAGUGAUUUAGUGAGGCACAUGAGAACUCACACUGGUGAUAAACCAUAUUGUUGCAAGUUGUGCAAGUAUAAAUGUACAGCAAAUAGUGAUUUAGUGAGGCACAUGAGAACUCACACUGGUGAAAAACCAUAUUGUUGCAAGUUGUGCAAGCAUAAAUCUACACGAAAUAAUGAUUUAGUGAGGCACAUGAGAACUCACACUGGUGAAAAACCAUAUUGUUGCAAAUUGUGCAAGUAUAAAUGUGCAGCAAAUAGUGCUUUAGUGAGGCACAUGAGAACUCACACUGGUGAUAAACCAUAUUGUUGCAAGUUGUGCAAGUAUAAAUGUGCAGCAAAUAGUGAUUUAGUGAGGCACAUGAGAACUCACACUAGUGAAAAUCAAUAUUAUUGCAAGUUGUGCAAUUAUAAAUGUACACAAAAUUGUUAUUUAGUGAGGCACAUGAGAACUCACACUGGUGAUAAACCAUAUUGUUGCAAGUUGUGCAAGUAUAAAUGUACACGAAAUAGUAAUUUAAUGAGGCACAUGAGAACUCACACCGGUGAAAAACCAUAUUAUUGCAAGUUGUGCAAGUAUAAAUGUGCAGCAAAUAGUGCUUUAGUGAGGCACAUGAGAACUCACACUGGUGAAAACCCAUAUGCUUGCAAGUUGUGCAAGUAUAAAUGUAAGCAAAAUAGUCACUUAGUGAGGCACAUGAGAACUCACUAAAGCCAUUAUAUACGCCUAUCGCGUGGUCGGAGUAUCUGUACACGCGCGUCUAACUACACCACACUCUGACUCGACUCAUUAAAAACACAUUCCUAAUCGUAUAUGGUUUUUUGGAGCAACCUGUAUAGUAUCUGAAAUGAAGAGAUCCGCAGGAGAACCAAGGUCACUGAUAUAA